This is a messenger RNA of Echinops telfairi (small Madagascar hedgehog), 5238 nucleotides long. It is a transcript of the gene CLSPN, whose product is annotated as claspin. Gene Ontology annotation, molecular function: anaphase-promoting complex binding. Lineage: Eukaryota; Metazoa; Chordata; Mammalia; Afrosoricida; Tenrecidae. The transcript is spliced from 25 exons. The record is from RefSeq and is a predicted model, not a curated record. Gene Ontology annotation, biological process: mitotic G2 DNA damage checkpoint signaling; mitotic DNA replication checkpoint signaling; activation of protein kinase activity. The coding region runs from base 1 to 4014 and encodes 1337 amino acids.
AUGUCCGGCGAGGUGGUUUCGGAGGUUCACCUAGAAAUCAGUGACCCCAGACUCAUUUCACAAGAGGAAGCAAAUAGUCCAUCAGACAGUGGACAAGGCAGCUGGGAUACAAAUGGUGCCUCAAGUGAAAGAGAUUCAGAUGAGGAGAUUUUUGUAAGCAAGAAAUCAAAAAGCAGGAAGGUGCUACAAGACAGUGAUUCUGAAGUGGAAGACAGCAGUGCCUCUCCAGAGCACACUACCUGGAACAAUGCAGAGGAGGAAAAUAAGGAGAACAUAUAUGCUGGCAAAGAAGGAAAAGCCAAAAGGAUUUACAAAGCUCUGGCCAGCAAUGAUGACAGUGACACUGAGGAGUCUUUCUGUCAGAACAACCUGGAAACCCAGGCAACACUUGGCGUGGAACUGGAUCUCCAGUCAGAAACGUCUGUGAACCAUACAGUUGACGGAAAGAUUUCCAGAAAAUCAGUAUGUGCUAAGGGAGAAAUUGGGGAGAAAGCAAAAGUAAAAUCAAAGAGAAGACUUGAGAAAGAGGAAAAAAAGAUGCAAAAAAUUAGGCAGCUGAAAAAGAAGGCAACAAAAAAUGAGGAAGAGAGUAUGGAACAGCCGUUUAAUGAUAGCGGCUGCCUUCUUGUGGAUAAUGACCUUUUUGAAACUGGAUUGGAGGAGGAAAAUCAUUCUCCACUGGAAGAUGAAGAAUCCUUAGAAUCCAUAAGGGCAGCAAUGAAAAACAAAGUAAAAAAACAUAAGAAAAAGGAACCAUCUCUGGAGAGUGGACUCUGUUCACGUGAAGAAGAAGCUGAGUUGCCAGAAGGCUCCACGAGGAAGGAAAGGAAAGCAGCCAAGUUAAGUAAGGAAGCAUUAAAAAAACUGCAUAGUGAGACUCAGCGCCUUAUUCGAGAGUCUGCACUUAAUCUUCCAUAUCACAUGCCUGAGAAUAAGACCAUUCAUGAUUUCUUCAAACGUAAACCCCGACCCACUUGCCAAGGAAAUGCCAGGGUGCUGCUGAAGUCAACUAAGUAUCAGCCAAGCCAUAACAACAGGACCAUAAGCACUGCAAAUACAACUGAGAUGAACAGCGACGCCCACAGCAAGAGUUCUGAGCCAGCAGCAGGCACAGAAUAUGAAAUGGAAGUAAAUCCAGUGCCUGCAGCAAUGAAGGAACCCCAGAUCACUGCUGGAGCAGAUGAGUCUUGCUGUCAGGACUUGGUGGGAAGCGAGACACUAGAAAGUCAGGACAAACAAACUGAUGCUUCUGAGGGUGGCUCAGUGGAACCAAAGAAACCCAGCUUCCUGGGACCCCGGGAGGGUGAAGAGUAUCAGGCUGGAGGGCUUGUAGCACCUGAACCUCAGGCCCUGGAGGAGGAAGAAGGCAUGAAAAAACCUGAAGAAGCAGAUGGCAAAGUGGAGGAGCCAAGGCAGCAAACUAAGUCAGCAGGCGCUGUGCCACCUGAGAAAGCCAGGCGGUUUACACUGGAUAGACUUAAGCAACUGGGAGUAGAUGUUUCUAUUAAACCUCGGCUGGGUGCUGAUGAGAAAUCUUUCGUGAUACUCGAUGAACCUGAAACCAACAAAGAACUGGAAGCCUUGAAGCAGCGUUUCUGGAAGCAUGCUCACCCAGCAGCCAAGCCCAGGGUCAGUCAGAAGGUGAAUGUGAGUGUCAUCUUGAGAGAAGUGGGCAUGGAUGGAAAGGAAGCGCUGAAGGCAGAUGUGGUGCCUGUGACUUUGGCAGCUGAGAAGCUGGAUGAAACGAGCCACGCCAAGCCAGGUGAAAAGCUUCAGGUGCUGAAAGCCAAACUGCAAGAAGCAAUGAAACUCCGGAGACUUGAGGAGCGUCAAAAGCGCCAAGCGUUACUUAAACUAGAUAAUGAAGAUGGGUUUGAGGAAGAGGAGGAAGAAGAGGAAGAAAUGACAGAUGAAUCUGAGGAAGAUGGAGAAGACGAGGUGGAGGAAGAGGAGGAGCAGGGGGGAGAAGAAGAACUAGAGGACGAGAAGGAGGAGGGAGAGGAGGAAGAAAGCAACCAGGAGAUUGCAGAAUUCCUUCUUCAUUGUGAAGAAACAGAAGCCAAAGGUGAGAAAGAAAACAACGAUGGCAGCAGUGAAAGCAGCAAGUCAGUUGGCCUUCUCUCUGUUCCCAAGCCUCUCUCAUCAGAUUCUACCUUACUUCUGUUUAAGGACAGCUCUUCCAAGAUGGGUUACUUUGCUUCAGAAGAAAAGUCGGAAACAGAUGAAACCUCAGGCAAAAGGCCUAGUAAACUGGAUGAAGAUGAUUCAUGCUCUUUGCUGACAAAGGAAAGCAGCCACAAUAGCAGCUUCGAGUUGAUUGGCUCCACGAUUCCUUCCUAUCAGCCGUGCAACAGACAAGUAGGCCGAGGGACCAGCUUCUUCCCUACAGCAGGGGGAUUCCGAUCUCCUUCCCCUGGGCUGUUUCGGGCCAGUUUGGUUAGCUCAGCAUCUAAGAGUUCAGGGAAGCUGUCUGAGCCUUCACUUCCCAUAGAGGACUCCCAGGAUCUGUAUAACGCCUCCUCCCCAGAGCCUAAGACACUUUCCCUGGGAGCAGGAGACUUCCAGUUCUGUUUAGAAGAUGACACUCAGAGCCAACUGUUGGAUGCAGAUGGGUUCUUAAAUGUUAGGAACCAUAGGAAUCCGUAUCAGGCUUUGAAGCCCCGGCUGCCGUUGGCAAGCAUGGAUGAGAAUGCUAUGGAUGAGCUGUUGGAUUUGUGUACUGGGAAGUUCACAUCUCAGGAAGACGAGCCUCAACCCAGGAAGAAUGACAAGAAAGAGAACAUGGAGGAGCUUCUGAACCUUUGCUCAGGGAAAUUCACUUCUCAGGAAACUUCCACUCCAGCUCUCUCAGAGUUACAUAUGCAGGAGAAGGAAAGCAGCAUAGGUGAUCCGAUGGAAGAAGCACUUGCUCUUUGUUCAGGUUCUUUUCCAACAGAUAGGGAGGAAGAAGGUGAAGGGGAGGAAGAAGGUGAAGAGGAGGAAUUUGGAGACUUCCGGCUUGUCCCAAAUGAUAAUGAGUUUGAUAGUGGUGAGGAUGAACACAGUGGUCAGAGUGACUCUGAUCAUGAAGAUCUGCCAUUGGAAGAAGAUGAUGAAGAAGAACUCCUAAAGCAAUCCGAGAAGUUGAAAAGGCAAAUGAGAUUGAAGAAUUACCUGGAAGAUGAGGCCGAGGUGUCCGGCAGUGAUGUGGGAAGUGAAGACGAGUAUGAUGGGAAGGAUAUUGAUGAAUAUGAAGAGGAUGAAAUUGAUGAAGCACUUCCUUCUGAGGAAGAAUUGCAGAAUCAAAUCAAGAAAAUACACAUGAAAACCAUGCUGGAUGACGAUAAGCGACAGUUACGUUUAUACCAGGAGAGGUACCUAGCUGAUGGGGAUCUGCACAGUGAUGGUCCUGGGCGAAUGAGGAAAUUCCGAUGGAAAAACAUAGAUGAUGCAUCCCAGAUGGACUUGUUCCACAGAGAUUCUGAUGAUGAUCAGAAUGAAGAACAGUUGGAUGAGACGGAAGCCAGAUGGAGAAAGGAGCGAAUUGAACGAGAGCAGUGGCUUCGGGACCAGGCACAGCAGGGGAAAGUUGCAGCUGAAGAAGAAGAAGAAAUUGGAGAAGACAGUCAGUUUAUGAUGCUGGCCAAGAAAGUUACUGCCAAAGCCCUUCAGAAGAGUGCUAAUCACACUAUGAUUGUUCAGGAAUCAAAAUCUUUACUCCGAAGCCCUUUUGAAGCCAUCAAACCAGGAAGUGCCCACCAGCUGAAGACAGGCUCCUUGCUCAACCAGCCCAAAGCUGUGCUUCAGAAACUGGCAGCCCUCUCUGACCUCAACCCUGCGGCUCCCCGAAACUCAAGAAACUUUGUCUUCCAUACACUUUCUCCUUCCAAGGCUGAGGUGGCAAAGGAAUCUUCGAGGCCUCAGGUAAGGAGAAGGGGCCCAUCUUUAAUCGCAUCUCCCUCACCAAAGCGCCACAAAACAGAGGCUAGCACUUCAGGAUUGAAGCGAAGCAUUUUCAGAUUCUUGGAAAGCUAACAUCAAGGAUUACUGCCAGCAGCUAUGUUGAGACUGCUUUGAGAUGCUCCUGGCACUGAAGGUUAGCACUGAUGCCCAAACGGAUGAUCCUCCUUCUUGCCUAAUCACUGCAUUAAGAAUUACAGACAGAAAUUCCAUUUAUUUCCACUGCCUGGAUCUGGCUCUGGAUCUCUCUUCGAGUAUUAUUGCCUGUGUUGGCCAUUAAUCAUGGCAGCUGUUGUGUUUACAACACUGAUUCAUGGAAUACCUGGGAGAAACUUCACUGCUUCCAUUAAACACUUGACAUUUUAUCUUAGCAGCUCCCUGGGUUGAUACCUCGUGCGAUAGAGGUUGUUGAAAGGAGGAACGAGUGUGGCACUACAGAGAAUAGUGAAAGUCAGAAUGUCUCCUUCACUCCUCUAAGGUCAGCACCGCAGUGACCAGGAAUCAGAGAAAGGGACUUCUUAGAAGACAGCAAUCAAAGGGUUUGUUGCAGUCUUCCCCCUUCCAUCCCCUGUAUGCCUUUUCUAAAGGUGGGCUCAGAUUCCACUUGGCCUUUGCUGCCUUCAGAAGAAGGACUUAAACAGGGCUGAAGUCAGUAAGACCUUGCGCCUCAUUUUCUGGAGUACAAAGAUGAAGAUAAAGACUUUCAUCCAGUCCUGCCCUUCUCAAGACGUUUCCUGGAACAGAGACCUUAAUUCUCAACUUGAAAUACUUGCUCAUGGAUCUCCCUUCCAGCUUGACAAGAAGGGCUGUCACCAUUAUUUAUGGCAGUCUCUUGACUUUGGUACUUCAUCCUGGCCAGUACUUGAAUAUUUCAUUACUUAGAAGACCACCAUGGAGUGUAUAGUUGACGAGAGUUGCCUUCCCUUCUCCCUUUUCCUGAACUACCGUGAGGCUCUCAGAAUUUUAGAUGAUUUUUUUUUUACCCCUCAGAACUGAGUGCUGCUGCUGCUGCUUUAGAAAACCACUCCACAUGAUUAAGGUUUCAGUGUCAAGAGCUUGACUUGGGGGGUGGAUGGCAUUGUGCCCAUUUUUUAUUGGAGAUAGGGAACACCUGUUUAACUGGUAAAAGUAGGAUAUGGGUUUUCCACAGUUCUUUUCCUAAGACUCAAGUUGCUGACUUUGACAGAACACGUUUGUAUAUUUAUAAUCUUGUAAUGGGGGAAAUGUGUAUAAAGAUGUUUAACAUGUAUGUCAUUUUUUAAUAAAUGCCAAUGCCUCAGAGGCAGGGUUUAUUGCCCA